Colias croceus (clouded yellow) is the source of this 938-nucleotide messenger RNA. Its product is annotated as esterase AAEL000016. The record is from RefSeq and is a predicted model, not a curated record. Lineage: Eukaryota; Metazoa; Arthropoda; Insecta; Lepidoptera; Pieridae. The coding region runs from base 150 to 881 and encodes 243 amino acids. The transcript has 4 exons. Gene Ontology annotation, biological process: response to retinoic acid. Gene Ontology annotation, cellular component: nucleus; cytoplasm.
UUGCUCCGACGUGACGGCCGACUAUAGUUCAAUUUUUUAAUAUUUAUUAAGUUUAACACAACAAUAUUAGUAUUCUUACCGCAAACUCAUUUUCUGUUUUAUUUAAAUGGAUUAGAAAGAUUUCUGUAAAUCCAACAAUAGUAGUUAAAAUGUCUGAAAUAAAUUCAAAUUCUAACCAAUCUCCGCCGACAAAUAAUAAAGAAGACAGGAGAAAAUUAAAAAUCCUCGCUUUUCAUGGAUACAGACAAAACGGCACUGUGUUUAAAUCGAAAAUUGGAUCGUUUCGUAAAGUUGUAUCGAAAUAUGCUCAAUUGGUAUUCAUUUCCGCGCCACACAAAGUUUUAGUUGAAGAAGGAGGUGGCGAUGAAGAUGCGAGAUCAUGGUGGUUCAACGCGGAAGAUAAUACAUACAGUGGUAAAUGCUUGGGAGGUCCUGCCAUUGGUUUUGAGGAUACAUUACGGUUAAUUGAAGAUGUGGUGAAGGAGUAUGGUCCUUUUGAUGGAUUCAUGGGUUUUUCACAAGGCGCAUGCCUUGUAGGGUUGUUAGCUGCUAUGCAGCAAAAGGGGUAUUUACCAUACACAUUUAAAUUUGCAAUAUUUGUAUCAGGAUUCCGAUCUGGUAGUUUAGUUCACAAGGGUUUCUAUGAUGAGGACAUAAAUUUACCAUCUUUACAUGUUUAUGGUGAAAGUGAUUCCAUUAUUCCUAAAGAAAUGAGUGAGUCCCUCAUAAAUCUAUUUGUUAAGCCUAUUAUUGCUGAACACUCUGGGGGACACUAUGUGGCAUGUUCUGGCUCUAUAAAGGAUGCAUAUUUGGAUUUCUUAUACAUGGUAGACCCUAACCAAGAUAUAGUAGAAAAGCCAGAAGAGGAGAAGAGACCCUAGAAUUAGUAGAUUGUAAAUAAAAGAGAGUGUCUGGAAUAAAGUAUAUUUAAAUAUAAA